UUAGCUAGCACUCGCUAACGGUAUUCUCUGCUAAAGGGAAGACGGUAACACAAGAAAAUCAACACCUGGAUUGCUUAAAGGACUGUACCUCAAUAAAUUAUAACCGAUCGAAGAAGGAUUAAUCAAGUUGUAAACAUUACAACCGAAGUUUAAUCAUUUUUGUUGGGUGUCUGUUGUCUCAUGAUGGAAGAUAAUGGUGCACAUUUCUUCGAGGGGACCGAGAAGCUGUUGGAGGUGUGGUUCUCUCGGCAGGAUGAAACCAAAGGAACCGGGGACCUCCGUACCAUCCCGAGGUUUGAGUGGGACAAACUUUUGGAGAAUGUGCAUUGUUUGAUCAUAAGUGUGACAAAGUCUGACAAGCAGGAAGCUUAUAUACUCAGUGAGAGUAGCAUGUUUGUCUCCAAGAGACGUUUCAUUUUGAAAACAUGCGGAACCACCCUCUUACUGCAAGCACUGGUGCCUCUGCUGGAACUCGCCAGGGAGUACUGCGGUUUCGAUGCCAUCGAGAAUUUCUUCUACUCCCGCAAGAACUUUAUGAAGCCAACCCAUCAGGAGUUCCCUCAUAGAAACUUCCAGGAGGAAGUAGACUUUCUCAGCCAGAUUUUCCCAAAAUGUUCCACCAAUCCCGUCUUUCCGUGCUGUGAUUGGUUAGAUGGUGCAGCCUACUGUAUGGGACGUUUGAACUCUGACUGCUGGUACCUGUUUACCCUGGACUUACCGGAGUACUGGGAGAACAAGCAUGCGGAUCAGACGCUGGAAGUUCUGAUGAGCGACCUCGAUCCAGCCAUUAUGGACCAGUUCUAUAUGAAAGAUGGUGUUUCUGCAAGUGAUGUCACUCGUAUGAGUGGAAUUCGUGACCUGAUACCAGGUUCUGUGAUCGAUGCCACAAUGUUCAACCCUUGUGGAUACUCAAUGAAUGGAAUGAAGACCGACGGAACUUACUGGACCAUCCACAUCACCCCGGAGCCGGAGUUCUCCUACGUCAGCUUCGAAACCAACCUCUCCCAGACGUCGUACGACGACCUGGUCAGCAAGGUGGUGGAUGUGUUUAAGCCAGGAAAGUUCGUGACCACGCUUUUUGUCAAUCAGAGCUCCAAAUGUCGCAGUGUCUUUUCUCCCGCCCAGAAGGUGGAGGGCUACAAGCGCCUCGACCGCCAGCUGGCUCAAUUUAACGAGUACAAUUUUGUCUUCACAAGCUACGCAAAAAGCCGCCAACAGAUCCAGCAGAGUUGAGGGUCAAGGAUGAAGAAGAGGCGUAAAAAGAAAGGCGGAAGCUCAGGGCCGCUCCUCCCCUGCAGCCGGCUUCUCACCCCAGUAGAGAGCUUGUCAUCAUCCUCUUCCUCCUCCUCCCUCUUCUUCCGCCCCGGCUUUGCCUCAAGUUUGAAUUGUUUGCAUUGUUGUACCCGUUACUUAGACCUCUUGCAUGAAAGCUCUUCUCCCCGUUUCGAUAUUCUAGCUCACCUUUGCCGUGAUUUUGAGGCGCAUGUAGAGGAAUUGAACACGCUCCGUUUGCGGCCGCCCGCCUGCUUCCAGCGCGGCCGCCCCUUCCUGCAGGUGUCCCCCCUCAUCCUCCACAGACAAGGCUUCCGCCCACACUAGGCCAGGGCCCCUGCCAUGCUCAGAUCGGUCCACUCAGCUCAUCCGUCGUGUGUCCCGUCCCCGCCAAAAAAAGUGUCAAAAUUCGACCAAACAUACCUGAUUCGCUCAUGUAUUUAUUUGUGAACAACGAAUCAGUUUUUUUGAGUGCACUUUAACAAACCUGUUUGCUCACGGUACGAAAAAAGACAGAAGGCUGUCCUAUUAUUUUAUUUCUCGCUGUCUAAAUGAAUGUAUAAGUCAUGGUAAGCUUUUGGCCGUUCCAAUUGUCGUCGCUUUGUUGGUCCACACUUGAGUUCCUUUCUCCGAUUGCCAUACUUGCUGUUUAAUGUUGCACAUGUUGGAUAAAAGGUUCUCAGCCCAUUGGUCGAUUUUCAAGGGCACUAAUAGGUAGAAAACAAUUUAAGAAAAAUACAUUCUGCUUUGCUGGGCUUUAGUUUUAAUGACAACUCUCACCAGCAUUCACUUAUUUGUACUCUACUUAGAAACAGACAAUCAAUCAUGUAGUCCGUGUGCUCGCCCCAAUAGACAGGCUUUAAAUGCCUGGAAAAUGUUUGUGUAUAAAUCAUUGAAGACAUGCGCUGUUCCACCCUGCAUCUAUAGGAAGCCUCUGGGCCUUAGCCCCCCCCCCCCCUCCCUCACCUCCAGUGAUUAUCAGCACUAUCGUUUUCACAUGAAGUGGUUAAAACAUUCAAACUGAAUGUAGCAACCUCCCCAACCCCCAUCUUUUGAAUGUACACAUCCCUAGAUAAAAGCCUGGACUGGGUUUGAGCUGAAUGUACCACUCCAGUAGAGCGCCUGCCUCAAUUUCUCUUUCUGCCCCCCACACCAUACAGAAAACUACAUUCUCAAUAGGCCGGUCUGAGCAUGCAAGGGUGAUCCCGGAUCAUUCCGUAUGCGCGUGUGCUCGAUGAAUUUUUGUCACCAGCUUAACCGGUAUCUUGUUGUGUUUUUUUUUUUUUUUUGUGUGAAAACUCAUGCCGUUUAGUUCCAAAACAGUUUCUUCCCAUAACUAACUUAUUAAUCGUACUUCACGUUGCAGACUAAUUACUGAGGGAAGAUCCGGGUAUCUUUUGGCGCUCCGGUCCGCCCUCCCCGCCUGGCGUCCGGCUUCCGAGUGGCUUUCACGACGCUUCUCCUGCCAGAGAAUGUGCUUUUGAACCUCGAGCCGGACGACACGGUGGCCGUUGACCUACGCUUGGUUGUUUUUAAGGCGCCUGCCUACGGUUGCAUCAGCAUCCUCCCGCGAGGCACUCCAGUGAGGCACUCCAGUUGGACCAGGUGGUGUAAUCGGAAGAGUCUUGGUUCUUGCUCCUGGCAGCCAGUCUUCGGUCUUACAUGAGCAGCUGUCUAAUGACUUGAGGUCAUCUGCCAUGACUGUUAUCCGCUCCUUUUUCUUUAUUUCUUUAUUUUUAAGUCACACAUUGGUAAAACUAAUCAGAAUUACGCAAAGCGUUUUAAAGCUAGCUCUUAUUGGAUAGAAGUACAUUUUAGCCUUGUUAGUGUGGAUCAUUAUGCUAUUUUAUUUUUUUAUACAGUGAACUCAAAAUGCAUUUUUUUUGCAGUUGAAUGGUAAUAGAAUUUUAUACAAAAAAUAUAUAUUUUGUAUAUUUUGCUGCGGACCAAUCUUUUCUCCCCCCCCCUUUUUUUUCUUUAGUCAUCGUGAAACCAGUUUGUUCUGAAGUCACGGGAUGAUCUUUUUCAAAGCUGAAUCCUUCAUGUUUCUGUUAAAUUCUUUCGUUUGUGUUCAUUUUCACUCUCCUUUCCUCUGCCAAUCUUCUCUCCAGAGGAAGGGAGACUGAAAGCCCCCCCCCCCCACCCCACCCUCCUGGUAACAGAAGGGGGUGCAUUUGCAGGAUGUACUGAAGGAGAAACUUUGCUGUUCUAAUUCUUUCUUUUGCCGUUCUUUGAAUGGUCAAGAUGUGCUAAAUAUAUCUGUGCUACGAGCUUGAUGCUUCAAUAAAAGAAAGAUGCUUAUCUGUGCAA
Molecule: messenger RNA, 3582 nt
Organism: Pseudoliparis swirei
Lineage: Eukaryota; Metazoa; Chordata; Actinopteri; Perciformes; Liparidae
Gene: amd1
Product: adenosylmethionine decarboxylase 1
Exons: 10
Coding region: 181-1233 (350 amino acids)
Biological process (GO): spermine biosynthetic process; spermidine biosynthetic process
Cellular component (GO): cytosol
Molecular function (GO): adenosylmethionine decarboxylase activity
Source: RefSeq, a predicted model, not a curated record